This is a messenger RNA of Dibothriocephalus latus, 315 nucleotides long. Lineage: Eukaryota; Metazoa; Platyhelminthes; Cestoda; Diphyllobothriidea; Diphyllobothriidae. The record is from the annotation of a GenBank genome assembly.
AUGUUCCAUUGGUGUUUUGGUUAUGAAUAUAUAAUCUGGUCUUUUGGCUACUGUCGACUUGUUAAUUUCUGCAGAGACAGCCGUCUCUUUGCGGUUAUGGCUGCAAAAUCAGCCAGCGAAGCCGAGGAGGAUGAUAAGCCGAAGGUUAACCCAUAUAAACUGGGUACAUACGAUCUUGUUCGUUUGAGGAUCAAUCGUUUGAUGGAACACCCGGAAGUACCUGUCGUUAUUCCGGAGUCGACAAGAAAUAUACAGCCCAAGGGACCACCAGAAUUCGUCAGAAAUGUCUGGGGUAAGUUUUUCGUAUUUGUUUGA